This is a messenger RNA of Pezoporus occidentalis (night parrot), 2088 nucleotides long. RefSeq names its product acyl-CoA dehydrogenase family member 11-like. The record is from RefSeq and is a predicted model, not a curated record. Gene Ontology annotation, molecular function: acyl-CoA dehydrogenase activity. NCBI's taxonomy places the organism in Eukaryota, Metazoa, Chordata, Aves, Psittaciformes, Psittacidae.
AUGCCGGACCUUUUCCCCAGCUCCAUUGGGAACAGCUGCAGGAAAGCUCCUCCCCGAGGGAGGGGAGAAGUCACCAUCGCUGCUCAGGAGCAAAGCAGCAGUGGUGCUGCUGGCCCAAGAGGAAGGGGCUGGAGGCGAUGGCCAUGGCUUUGCAGGGUCGUGUUCACCUCCCACCUACCCUGGUGGGGAUCCGGGGCUCCGUGGCCGCCGGGUCGCAUCCUGCCUCGUGCCUGGGAGCGGUGCCAAGCACCGAGUGGCGGAGGAGUCAGCAGGAGCGCGGGGCAGGGGCAGCACGUCGGUGUGCGGGGGGAACGCGGGGCGGGAGGCCUGGACGUGCCCCUCGCAAGGAGAGGAAUGGAGACCCUGCUCCGUGAGCAGCCCGAGACUGGCAACCAGUGUCUGGAAGGCGCUUCGCUGCGGAGCUACCUGCAGGCACACCUCCCUGCCAAGGGCUGCAGCGCGCCGUUGCGGGUCCGCCUGUGCGCAGCCCGGGCCGCCGGCUGAGGCUGUGAACUGGACCCGCCGGUGCUCCGGCAGUAUGAUGCCUGGGGACGGUGUGUGGAUCACAUCGCCACCUGCUCAGCCUGGAGGAGGAUGAAGCAGACUGCAGCAGAAGAGGGGCUGGUUGCUGAGGCCUGUGAGAGAAGAUAUUCCAACUAUAGCCGCCUGCAUCAGGCUGCCAAACUCUACUUGUUCUCAAGCUCCUCUGGAGGAUUCAACUGUCCACUGGCCAUGACGGAUGGGGCAGCCAAAGUCAUUGAGUCUCUGGGUAUUCCUGGAUCUCUGAGAAAGGCUUUUGGCCAUCUGACAUCCCGCGACCAGCAGUUCUGGACCUCUGGCCAGUGGAUGACGGAGCGCAGGGGAGGCUCUGAUGUUGCUAACGGCACAGAGACAGUGGCCAGGACGCAGCCAGAUGGAACAUAUCGUCUCUACGGUUUCAAAUGGUUCACAUCUGCAGCUGAUUCUGAUGUGACACUUACCCUGGCCAGGGAAGUGGAUGCUGAAGGCCAGGGUUCCGGUGGCUUGUCCCUGUUCUUCCUCAAGGCUCGAGAUGAGGAGGGGAAGCUCAACAACAUCCAAGUGCAGAGGCUGAAGGACAAGUCAGGCACGUGGCAGAUGGCAACAGCAGAGCUGUGGCUGGAUGGAGCUAAAGCAGAGCUAAUCUCUGCAGAGGGCCGAGGAGUGGCCUCCAUCUCCAACAUGCUGAACAUAACUCGGAUCCACAACGCCAUCGGUGCAGUAGCUUCCAUGAGAAGGCUGCUCAGUCUGAGCAGGGAGUGUGCCCGCAGGAGGGUUGCCCUUGGGAAGCUCCUCAAGGACCAUCCCCUACACAUACAGAGGCUAGCACGGAUGGAGGUGCAGACACGAGGGGCAUUCCUGCUCCUUAUGGACAUCGUUCCUCUGCUUGGACUUGCAGAAACCAACAUGGCAAGUGAGCAAGACCAGCUCCUCCUGAGAGUGCUGGUACCAGCUGCCAAACUCACUGGGAAGCAGGCUUCUGCUGUGGUUAUUGAGGCAGUGGAGAGUUUUGGAGGACAAGGUUCCAUGGAGGAUGCAGGCUUGCCACAUAGGCCGUGAUGCUCUGCUAAGAAGGCAACAGGAGAAGCUCCCGUGCUGUCCAUAUGGGAGGGAACAACGAGCAUCCUGUCCCUCGAUGUGCUGCGAUCCCUCAGCAAGAGCCAAGGGCAGGCGCUGGCCGCGUUCCUCUCCUCAGUGCAGAGAAAACUGGAUCUGGCUUCGAGCACCGGGGGCCUGGAGCCCGCUGUGGGGCAGACAUGGGCUGCACUGGGGAGACGGGAGCAGUUCCUGCGAGCAGCUGCUCCCAAGGGGGCACUGCCCAUGGAGCUGGCAGCAAGAGACUUCUCCUACACCCUGGUGAGGAUGUACACAGGUGCUCUGCUUCCACAGGAGCACGCAGCUCGGCCUGAUGCUUCCUCCACAGACAUCCCCGCUGCUCGAAGGCGGUGCAGGCAGGAGCUGUGUCCCAUGGCCGUGGAGCUGGACAAUGGCAGCUACGAGGCGGAGGCCGCGCUGGUGGACGGGGGCAGCCCUGCCUGCAGCAGCCGGCUCUGACCUCCUGGAGGUCCG